AUGAAAGCAGCCUUAACGGCGAGGUCAGCCCUGAGCGAAAUAUGCGGUAUUCUAAAGGAGGAUUUUGAAGCUAUGGAACAAAAAGAAAGACAAGAAUUUGGAAAAUAUGUUAUAAAAAAAUGGAAUUCGACUAGAGAUGCCUGGAUACGAACAUUGAGUGAGAAAAAGAAAUUGAAGAAAUCUGGAGCUGCUGCCUCAAAUACCAAGCCUUACAAAUAUCACAAUCAAAUGUUAUUUUUGAAAAAAGUUGUCACCCCAGGUGAUACACACGAGAACGUCCCUGCUAAUGACAACAUCACGGAAACAGUAGAAAGUAAUAAAGACAACGAAGAUGAACCUGAUCAGAUUACGGAACAAAGUGGUAGUGACAGACAAAAGGAAAGACAAAAUUUAGCCCCGCCGCAACGCAAGGCAAUCAAAAGAAAUGUGAAUGAAGUAGACGCCAAAAUGAUUGAAUACAUGAAUGAUCAGUUAAAAAAAAGUAAAAAUGAGUUUGAAGAUCCCAAUUUAUCGUUCUUCAAAGGUAUUUUGCCGCAACUGGCUUCACUUAAUGGCGAUCAAAUUUUAGAAUUUCAGUCUGGAGUGAUAAACCUUUUACAAAAUAUUAAAAGUAGAAGAUAUGGUCAGUCAAACUACGAGUGGCCUCCAUAUUCACAAAGUUCUAGCACUCCUCACUACCACACCCAAGGUUAUUUUAGUAGGCCACAUCAUCUUGACUCUACACCAUCAGUAGAAGGUUCGCCAUCAGUAGAAUCUACAUUCAGCCAGGAGUCAGACUUGCCAGAUCUGUCUAUGUUUUGAAAUAAAUCUUCAUUUUUGUAAACCUUUUUGUCAUUUUAAAUUUUAAUUGAUAAUAACAAAAAUUAAAGUUCUUACCUUAAAAAUA
Leptidea sinapis is the source of this 886-nucleotide messenger RNA. RefSeq lists its product as uncharacterized. The coding region runs from base 1 to 801 and encodes 266 amino acids. Lineage: Eukaryota; Metazoa; Arthropoda; Insecta; Lepidoptera; Pieridae. Gene Ontology annotation, molecular function: DNA binding. The transcript has 3 exons. The record is from RefSeq and is a predicted model, not a curated record.